This is a messenger RNA of Gilbertella persicaria, 789 nucleotides long. RefSeq lists its product as uncharacterized. The record is from RefSeq and is a predicted model, not a curated record. The annotation marks the transcript as partial. NCBI's taxonomy places the organism in Eukaryota, Fungi, Mucoromycota, Mucoromycetes, Mucorales, Choanephoraceae. The transcript is spliced from 5 exons.
AGACGUGGUGAUGACUGUCAAAAAUAUCAUAAAGUCAAGAGCAGCGAUAAUUGUUUAACGGUAGCCAAAGCGCAUAGCAUUUCUUUGGAUCAAUUCUAUGACAUGAAUCCCUCUGUUAACCGAGACUCUUGUGAUAAUUUGCUAACAGGUGGAACUUACUGUGUAAAGGAGUCCAUGGUUUCCAAACAUGUUGCUGAUAAAGUAUCUAAGAAAAAGACGUCUGCCACCAGUACCUCUACCGACAAACGUAAAUUACUUCAAAAAGGUUCUGCCUUGACUUAUUACUGGAUUGCUCAUCCUGAAGACUAUGACCACAGUGGCAAGUCCAUUACUGUCAAGACAUGUGAUGGCAAAAGUCUGGGUACUGUUUCUCAAGAAUAUGCUGAUGCCUUGGUCAUGGAAGGCACCGGUAUCGUUGGUGAUAAAGUCAUUAAUUUAGGUGGUUGUACCUGCAAAAAUUAUGAAUGCUUUAUGGAAGUCGAUAAAAAAGAAGACCCUUUUGGCUUAACAGCCUAUGGUAGCCCUCUUCGUCCUUUUAUCACCAUUGCGGCUAACGAUAUUAAACGCAACACAAAGAUUUUUGUUCCUGAAAUUGAAGGGUGGGACAUUCCCGGUACUUCUAAAAAGCACAAUGGCUGUUUGCUUGUAGAUGACCAAAGUUGGAGUUUUGAUAAUAAUCAUAUUGACUUGUAUGUCUACCGCGAAAAACAUUACCGUACUUUAAACAGUGAACACAAAGUCAACAAGGUCGAUAUUUAUGAAGGCGGUGAUUGUCACCUUUUAAACUAU